Glycine soja is the source of this 2369-nucleotide messenger RNA. Its product is annotated as ras guanine nucleotide exchange factor Q-like. The record is from RefSeq and is a predicted model, not a curated record. Lineage: Eukaryota; Viridiplantae; Streptophyta; Magnoliopsida; Fabales; Fabaceae. The transcript has a single exon. The coding region runs from base 460 to 2055 and encodes 531 amino acids.
AAUCUUAUUCCUUCAAAAUUUGAUUUUUUUUCCUCUCUUUUAUUAAGUUUCAUUUGUGAUUUGUCACUCCUCCAUGUAUAUACAUGCCACUAAAUUUUGAGCAUUCUAUUAGGAAAACGGAAAUUAAGGGGUCUUCUCCCCUUUUUGUGGGUUGGAUCUUGUACUUAUGGAACUGCCACAUCUGACCAACUUGAUUCUCUUCUUCUGAUGAUCACCACCACCUGGUUAAAAAAGCAAGCAACUUCGGUGUGAUCUGAAUUUUGUCCCUUUCUCUUUCUCUCUCUCUCUAAGCUCUCUCUUCCUUAUUUCACCAUUUUUGGGAAGAUGAUCAUGGAAUGAAUGCUUGAUAUAUUUUGUCCUUGCAGUAUAGUUUGUUGGGUAUACUAAACAUCUGGUUUUUUCUUCUUUUUCUAUUUUUCUGAGUCAUAUUCACAUCACAUAUCACAUCAUCAAAAAUACAUGGAGGAGAGGAAGAAGUAUGUGUGCAAGUAUUGCAGCAAGAGCUUUCCUUGUGGGAAGUCUCUUGGGGGUCACAUCAGGACCCAUAUGAUGACUGAAGAAAGAAACAACAACAACAAUGUUAAUGUUGUUGUUGAUGGUGCUGAUGACAAGGACAACAUCAACAGGUUCAUCAAGUUGGGUGGUACUGUGAUGAGGAAUAAUAAUAACAAGAAGAGAGAUUUAUCAUGGUGUGAAGAUAGCAAUAACAAUCCCAUUUAUGGCCUCAGAGAGAACCCCAAGAAAACAAUGAGGUUUGUGCAUUCUUCUGGUGGUGCUGCCAAUGCCAACAACAAUGAACAACAACAACAGAAUAAAGAGGAUAAGAGAUUCUGCAAAGAAUGUGGGAAAGGUUUUCCAUCACUGAAGGCUCUCUGUGGCCACAUGGCUUGUCACUCAGAGAAAGAGAAGAGAACAACAGCAACAACAACCAUCAAGUUUGAAGAGAAAUUGGUUAGGGAUAGUCAUUCUGACACUGAGACUUCAACUCAUCCAAGGAGAUCCAAGAGAAUGAGGGUGAAGAAGACCAUUAAACUUUCCAAUCACAACAACCCUUUUUCUUUUUCUUCUUCUCCUUCUUCUUCUGGUGUUGUUCCUUUGGUCAAUAAUGGUUCUUCACCUGUGUCCGAGGUGGAGCAGGAGGAACAAGAAGAGGUGGCAAGGUGCUUGAUGCUGUUGUCUAGAGAUUCUGGCAGCUUCAACUUCAAGAGUGGUCGUUUUGCUUCUGUUACUGAAUUUUCUGAUAACAAUUCGGUUAUUCUAGAAGCAAAAUCAUCCUCUCCUGAUACCCUGAUUGGUGUCAUCAGCUAUGGUAAUAACAACAACAACAACAACUUUGUCUCUAAUAAUAAUCAUGCUUAUGAUCUUGUGGAGAAGAAGUUGCUUAAGGUUAAGAAUAUCAAGUUUAAGUCGGUUGAGUUUGGUGCUUCUGAUAAUUAUUCAGGUGCUAGAGUUUUCAGAUAUGGUCCAAAAACCAAAAUGGUAGACUCAGAUUUCUCAAAUGAUGAACUCAAGCGGUCAAAGUUGGGGGACAAGUCAAGCAAGUACACUGCAUCUGUAGUGAAGAAAUUGGUGAUGGAGGAUUUGGAUUAUGAUAGAACAUAUGGAGGAACUACAAGGAAGUUUGAUUCAAGAAAGAGGGGCAACUAUGAUUUAGUUGGUGUUUCUAGCAAGAAUGGAACAAAAGGGUGGAAGUAUGAGUGUUUUGAAGGUGAAAGGGACAAUAAUAGUUCUUAUGAAUACUCAAUAGAUGAUGAGAGUGAUGAAAACAGUUCAGAGACUGAAUCUUUUCCUGCUCCAGGGUCUCAUCGUAAGAGUAAGGCUCUCAAUGGAAAGAAGUGCACCACAAAUGCCAAGAAGAAGAAGUUGAAGCCUUCUAAGAAAAGCAAGGAUCAUGAGUGUCCAAUCUGCUACAAAAUUUUCAAGUCAGGCCAAGCCUUAGGGGGUCACAAAAGAUCACAUUUCAUUGGAGGUUCUGAAGAAAACACUGUUCUGAUCAAACAAGUUGUUCCUAAUUUCCUUAUUGAUCUCAAUCUACCUGCUCCUGUUGAUGAAUAGGGCAAUUGUUGGCAUCCUGGUUUUUUUUGCAUCAUUUUGAAGCAUUGAGGUACUACUUAGAAUGUUUUUGUCUUUAUCCCAUAUGAUAAAAGCAAUAUUUUUGCAUUGUACAGCCAUGUGGGUAAAAUGAUUUUUGUGCUUAACGCUUUAUUAUUACUAUGCUUUAUUUGGUAGGAGAUAGCUGUUUUCUUUCAUGUUUAAUGGCACAUGACAAUUUGGUAGUAUCUUCGGUUGACAUAAUUUUGACUAUUCCUAUAUAACCAAGAAUAUUCUCAGAAUUGCAUUCCUUUGCUGCUGCAAAAUAACAAUUUUCA